AUGACCCUAAGUAUUGUUGCUAUUCCAUCGCCUUCCGAGUCUUUCUUCGACAAGACCAGCCACCGAUCCUUAGACCUGAUCAGAAUGAUAUUCAAAUACAAUGACCCUUCCUGUCUCGCCGCUCUGGCAUGCUUGCGGACAAAAAAUGACCUAAGCGCCGCCCAUCAUAAACAAGCCCAAACGCCGCCGGGUUAA
Messenger RNA from Neurospora tetrasperma FGSC 2508, 195 nucleotides. RefSeq lists its product as uncharacterized. The transcript has a single exon. The record is from RefSeq and is a predicted model, not a curated record. Lineage: Eukaryota; Fungi; Ascomycota; Sordariomycetes; Sordariales; Sordariaceae. The coding region runs from base 1 to 195 and encodes 64 amino acids.